Penicilliopsis zonata CBS 506.65 is the source of this 2301-nucleotide messenger RNA. RefSeq lists its product as hypothetical. The coding region runs from base 1 to 2301 and encodes 766 amino acids. NCBI's taxonomy places the organism in Eukaryota, Fungi, Ascomycota, Eurotiomycetes, Eurotiales, Aspergillaceae. Gene Ontology annotation, cellular component: cytoplasm. The transcript has 3 exons. The record is from RefSeq and is a predicted model, not a curated record.
AUGAGAUUAGCGGCGUACGCGGGGGCUUCUGCGGCCCUGGCGACGGGCGUCGUCUUGAAGGCGAUGCAUCAGCGGUCGAAUUUCUACUCGGCGUGUGUCUAUCUCUCGCAGAGUAGCGCCAAUCUUAUGAUUCUGACGAACCUCUGCCUCCUCAUCACCGGAUACGUCCUUUUCUGGCUACAGCGGCUGCUGUACGGCCCCCUGCGACCGAUCGAGACCGAACAGCUGUACGAACGGGCGUGGUUUGCAGUCACGGAGACAUGUCUCGCCAUGACCAUCUUCCGCGGCUCGCUGGGCGCCUGGUUCCUCGUCAUGUUCGUCUCGCUGCUGGUUGGGAAGGUGUGGAGCUGGAUCGGCGAAGGACGCGUCGAAUUUCUCGAGCAGCAGCCGCCGGCGAACCCGCGGUUGUUCCAUACCCGGCUGGCCAUCUCGCUCGCCCUCACCGUCUGCUUCCAUUCCUACAUGCUCGAGUACUGCAUCAAGACCGUGCUCGAGCAGGCCCGCCCGGAUAUGAUGGUCAUGUUCGGCUUCGAGUUUGCCGUCUUGACUAUUCUCUCUUCCUCCACUACUGCCCGCUACGCCAUCGCCCUCGUCGAGAUCCUGAUCACCCGCAAGCAGAUCCGGGCCAAGCUCCAGGAGCGCCGCGCCGAGAUCCGCGCCGCCCGUGACGAGAUCAUCAGGGAGCAUGCCCGCGCCGGCGCCACCGGGUUUCCCUCCAACCUGCCGGAUGAAAACGAUGUCGACGAGCUCGAGCUGGAUGUCCCCGGCUGGGAGGACAAGGGCCGCUGGGUCUUCUAUCUCGACCUGCUGACCGACUUCCUCAAGCUGGUCGUCUAUCUCUCCUUCUUUGUGAUUUUGUUUACCUUCUACGGCCUGCCAAUCCACAUCCUGCGCGACGUCGUCGUGACCAUCCGCUCCUUCGGCCGCCGCAUCAUGGAUUUCUUCCGCUACCGCAACGCCACCCGCGACAUGAACCAACGCUACCCGGACGCCACCUCUGAGGAAGUCUCCAGGGAGGACGUCUGCAUCAUCUGUCGCGAGGAGAUGACUCCUUGGAACCAGCCGGCCGCCAACGCCAAUGCUAACAAUGCCGCCCCCCGCAACCGACUCCCAGAACGACGGCGACCCAAGAAGUUACCGUGCGGCCACAUCCUGCACUUUGCCUGCCUCCGGAGCUGGCUUGAGAGGCAGCAGAACUGCCCGACCUGCCGAAGACCUGUUCUUGGGCCUGCGGCUGCCCGUGGCCACCCGGGCAAUGCUGUCGGCGGCGGCGGCGACGGGCAAGCGAACGCCGGCGUGGGCGCCCAGCAGAACAUCCCUGGCCAGAACGGCGGGGCACCGGACGGUUUGGCGAGAGCUCGGAUCUACCAGUUUGGUCCAUUCCGCCUCGGCUUCGGUGCCGGUCGGGGAGACCUGCUCCAGAACCUCCAGCGACAGAUCCACCAGGGCAAUGUUCCGGUGCAGGCAGGCGCCGGCAACAACAAUAUUAAUAACGUCAACAUGAACGACCCCGAUGUACAGCAGCUUGGGUUUGGACUUGGGUUUGGACGAGCCCAGCCGACGCCCACCGUGCCUUCCGGGCCCAACCAGCUGGCCGGUGUUCAGAUGCAGCUCCAGCAGAUCGAACUGCAGCUCCUCCAGGAGAUCAACAACCUGCGCGUCACGGCAGAGCAGCUCCACGUCGUGCGCCUGCUCCAGGCGGAACUCCAACGGCUGCGCGGUCUGCAGGCCGAUUCCUCUGGUGUGCCCGCCACUGGGUUCCAUAAUAUCACCUCAUCAUCAGCAUCAUCAGCAUCUCCCUUGCCCUCAUCAUUUACAACGACAACAGCAACAACAACUUCGUCGUCGGCCCGUCGCCAGUUCUUUUCGGAUCCGAACGUGCCGGCGCUUCGUACGGGAGACGAGCGACUCCCCGAGGGGCUCAAUCUGCCGCCAGGGUGGACGCUGGUUCCCUUGCGCCACCUGCCUUCGAGACCAGCAGGGACAGGGACUACUCCGGGUUUAUUCGGUGCUACACCUACAGAGACAACUACUCAGCAGACAGAGGCAGAGACUCCGACGGAGCCAGACAACCUUGGACAACCUGAUGAUCACGAACAGCCAGAGCAAGAAGAUGCAAACCAAGUCACCCCCGAGCACGCAUACGAAGCCCGCUCAAACUCGCCCUCCCAGGAAUGGACGGACGUCACCCCCGAUUCAUCCGAACAGACACCCGACCGGUCUGCAGAAAGCACCCCCAGCGACGGGUCAAAGGGGAAGAGCCGAGUCCCGACGGUGGAGGAAGCAGAAGAGGAGCCUUGA